AUGAACCUGAACUGGAAAAAGAUCAAACCCAUCUCGCCAAAGCAGGCAGUACGAAACACCCCAGACGUGGUCAUGGGCGUCUCGGAUGGUCUAUACAGAAUCCUGAGAUCGAAACAUCUCUGGCUAAACUACUGCCUGAUUCCGAUCGGAACUAUAGCCAUGCUGGCCGUCUCUUACGCUACCAACUUGCUGUUCCAGCUCAAGCCGGUCGAAUUCCCCGCAUCGGUCAUGGUCCUUGCGGUUCUCUUCACCGGCAUCAUGGUCACCGAGCGAAUCUUCGGCAGCAAGGUCUCCGAUUUUCUUAUGCAUUACUUCAACAUCCCGGGCAGGUUUCUGCUCAAGUGGCUGGCUGUGUGCUUCAGUGGCGCCUUCAUCACCCUCCCUCUGUCGGAACACGUGACUGUGGGACAGGCAUGGUCCAUGGGCCUUAUUUUCAUCAUCGGCCUGGCCUUCUACCUGGGUCUCUGCGCUUACAUGGCUCUGGCUGUGGACUGGUUUGUCAAGCUGUUCCACAAGGAGAAAAUCAACGACGAAGAAAAACAGGUGGAAACGAGUUUUGACCAGAUUGAAGAGCACAGUGGAGAAACAGACACGGCUACCUCCACGGACUUGGAAAACGGAGAACCCAUGGUGGACAACAUCGUCAUGAACCCCACGGAGGCGGACAAGGUGGAAGAGGAGGAGAAACUUGAGCCAGAGGUACCUCUGACGGUGUUUGAGAAAAGCUCCAACUUUGUAUACGACAACUUUGACGACAUUUUCUAUUUUACCCUCUUUUGGUGUGGACUGAUUGUCUACUAUGCCAGAGGAUAUGCCAUGAUCAUGCACACUGCAAUGGUUGCCUUUGUGUUCCGACAAGUGAACAAACUGCCUCCCAAGCUCAAGCGAUACCUUUCGCCUGUUAUCGUCACUGCUGGCAUCUGCAUGCUAAUCAUUCUCAUCACUUCUCUGAUUGGCAACCACCACAAGCCUCGAGACUUCAUGAACGAUCUUCGACACUUCAAAACCGGUCGAAACUACCUCUAUCUCGUAAACAACUACCGACACUGGAACGAGGUCAACACUAACGGCAUGUACCAUCGGCUUCCAGGAGCUGGAGACGUGUACUCUUCAUUCAUGGACGCCGGUAUCAUUGCCAUGUUGGUUCCACUGUACGAGUACAGAGCCGAACUGAUUGAGCAUUGGAUUAUGCUCAUUGUCCCUAUCGGAUCUGGAGCCAUCCACUUUUUCUGCUACCCGGCCAUCUGUUACCGACUAUGGCUCACUUCUGAGCAGGCCUUGGGAUUUGCAGCUCGUUCAGCGACUCUAGCCUUGGCUACUCCUGUCACUGAGGGUCUCGGAGGCAACAUCCAGGUCACAGCCGUUACUGGUGUGCUUUCUGGUAUUGUUGGAGUGCUCAUUGGAGACUUUUUGCUCGAAAAGGUGUACCGAGUUCCAAUGGACAAUUUCAUGGUGGUAGGAAUCACAUAUGGCACCAAUUCCUCAGCUGUGGCUGCCACCACUCUUCUGGCUACCGAUAGACGUACCGGAGCCAUUGCAUCCUUGUCUUUUGUGCUGUUUGGAAUCACCCUGGUGGUUCUCACGGCUAUUCCUCCAGUGGCCAAUGUUGCCAAGCAUCUGGCUGGAAAGUAA
Yarrowia lipolytica CLIB122 is the source of this 1632-nucleotide messenger RNA. RefSeq lists its product as uncharacterized. NCBI's taxonomy places the organism in Eukaryota, Fungi, Ascomycota, Dipodascomycetes, Dipodascales. The record is from RefSeq and is a predicted model, not a curated record.